CUUUUCCUGUCUUCUGGUUUUUGUGUGGACGAACUCGCUCCUGCACGCUUCGGAAUCGGUGCGUCGCGGUGAAAUGUCCGCUUACGAGGAGACUGUGUAUCGCUCGUUGCGGGAUUGACGCUCUGGGAAUUGCUCGUCCUUUUUUCCAGUUAGGCUUUUUUUUUUUUAUCUCUUAUGCCUGAUUAGCGAUUGCCUGCGUCGUGCCUAGGUGGUAUGGGUACCGAGUUGCCGAAUUUGAAGAAUAAUUGGGCGGUGUAAAGGACUUACCUUGCUAGUGCUUCUUGUUGUUGAGGACGUUGUGGCGUACUUUCUGUUGUCGGAAUUUACUCUGUUGUGAUUAACUCAGUCGGGUGAUACUUCUAAUUGACUGUUGAAACCUCAGGAGUGAUCGUCUGCCUGGUGGCUUUUUGUCGGUUACGGCAGAAAAAAAGAGUGGAUAGAAAUUUGGGUCUUCGUAACUGGCUAUUUUCCUCAUUGUCAUGAACUCAUUUGUCAUUUGCAAUUGGCGAAAGCUAUCAUUUGACAUCACGCCCUUUUAUCUCAUCGGUGAUCUUUAUUUAUGGGUUAUCCCUAAACUUGUGGAUGCUGUUGUUUACACUUGUGUUGGAUGCGUUGGAUUGGUUGUCCAACUUUUUGUCAUAUGUUACUAUGAAAUGUUUCUUUAAAUAGAGAAGAUGUAACUAGUGUAUCUUUUUUACUUGCGAACUUAUCAGAAUAAAACCGUUGGAUAAUUUGAUGAAGCUCUUGAGGUUUAAACAGAGCUAACUCUCUGGCAAGGAAAGCAUUACCUCCCAUGAUGAGAACAUUGUAACGCUACUCUUGGAUAAGAAAGCCAUGUUUAUAUGAGUAGAGAACGUAUGCCUCGGCAAAGUCACUUUUGGUUAGAGAAUAUUUUUUUUCCCCUGCUCAGAGUACUUUUCUUCCGCUAUUUGUGGGUUUUGCUACUUUCCUGAUAUUUAAAUGCCUUAUGGUUAUCAAUCUUUUAAUUGUACUAUUUUGAGAUAAAAGAAGAUUCUCUUGAUCAAAGAGUAGUUACUUCAUCUGAGUUGCUCUUUCUUGGACCAAGAUUUUUUUUCUUUUAAAAUUGCAGUUUUUGUGGACAUAGCUUUUUUUACCAAGUAACAGAGCUAAUUUGCUGGUUAAUAAUUCUAUUUUCUUUCUUCCCUAAAAGGUUUCUUCAUAACUUGCAAAGUCAGUUUAUUGAUAACAGAGAUACAUUUCCCCUAAUAAAGCUGCUUUCGCUAUCAUUAUUUACCUCCUUGAAAAAAACUAAUUUUUAUUAAGUGGAGCCUUUCAUCCCAAGGUCCAUAAAAGAAUCACAGCAGGGGGGAUUUGAUCUGUUUUAUGCUUCACGAUGAUUAAUCUUAUAUUUUCCAAGUUGAUGUGGAUAAAGACUUGGUUCAGAAUUGUAUUCGAAAUGAACAUAUGGCCAUGUGUUUGUUCAAUGUACACAAUCAUGGUCUUGUGAUGAUACAGAUGGCAAUUUGUUUCUAAAAAAAAUUCAUGAUCACAAAACUAGGAUGUAGAAAUGAUGGUGAAAUAAUCUUGAACUUCUAUUUUCAAGCUCUUUAGUGUAGUAAUUGGGUUGCAUUAGGGGCCACGGAGAAUUACUUAAAUAUAAGGGAAAUUACAGAGAGAUCAAACAUACAGAAAACUUAAUUUGAACAUUGGUUGUAGCUGAGGGUUGCCACUGUUUUGGUUUCCCCUCUCUCUCUUUUGCUCUCAACACCUUUCCACUCGGGCUGACUUGUUGUCACCUUGAGUGCAAGUUUUGUGGGUGCCGAGAUUUAGCUGUAUAGUCCUUGCUGGUUAAAAGUCAAUACUAAUCUUACCUUACCCAAAAAAAAAAAAAAAAAAAAAAAUUGGUUGUAGCUACAACUAAACAAAAUUACUUGUGGUUUAAAAAAUUCCCCCUGGGCACCUGAUUUGUGCUGAUCUUGCUGGUCUUUCAAUCAAGGUUUAAUUUGAGAACUUUUAGAAAAUCCUAGUUUUUAUAUAGUCAGUAAGUGAUGUGAAACAAAUUUGCUUCAUAGGUAAAUAGCAAGGAUGAAAACAACUAAAAUUCAGAGGAGCAUCUCUAAAAAGAAAUUUGGCUAAUUAAACCAUAUUUAUUAGACCAGUAAAUGAUAUUCUCAAUGUAGUCAAUAUGUCUGUUGAAGGGUAAACAGUGUAGAGAUUUCGAGAUUUUAUUUUGGUCAUAAACUUCUCACUUCAACUCUUAUCGAUUUAAGGUAAAAAGGAUCAGAGUAAAGACAUGAAUGAAAUAUGCGAAACUUGAUGAGAAAAGGCUUGUCAAUAGUGAAAGACUAGUCAAAAUGUUGAAGCAUGAUGGGAAGAAAGAUUACAUAUUUAGAUCCAAUAACCUUUGCCUACUCUGAACGAUUGAAUUAGCAAAAGGCAUAACAUCUUGUGGUAAAGAAGUGACAUAUUGAGAGGAUGAAUAGCAUGAAAAAUAGAUAGUAUUAUGCUUUCCUAUGUGAAUGGUUUCUUUCAAUUGCUUAUGGAUAUGAAUAACUUUUAAAACUUAGUCCAUUUCUUAAUCAUGAAGAAGCCCACAUUAGGUUAGUAAACGCCUGCCCAGGAAAUAAUUCAUUUACUUGUGGACCCGUUGGUGGAGCCAAGCGGUGGCCCAACAAUUUUUUGUAAUUGGUAGUAUGGGGAACGAAAUCGGUGUUCAUUCCUUAAAUGCUUCUAAUUUUCUCGCAAAUGUCUCUUACUUGUAGGAAUACAUGUCAUGUUAAAGACAUAAAGUGGUGAUUAGGGGGUGCACAUGUCGAAAGUGGAUAUUAAAAUCUCCUGUCAUGAUUUGUCUACAUAAUGAGGAAAUGUGUACUUGCCUUCUUCAAACUCAUUUGAGAAUAUUUGUUUAGGUAAAAAAGGAAGAUGGCAAUUAUUAGUGUUCUUGUGGUUUGGAUAUGAGAUGGGCAAUCGAUUUUUUGUGGCCUUUAUGUGUUGAUAUUGAAGAUUGACUUCAGAUAUUUAAUGCAUUUUAGGAUUAUCAAAUACAAAUGGUGUUAAUUUUUACUUAUACGAUAUGAUAUGAUGAAAUGAGUUUUAUUUGCUCUAUUUGGUUUAAAGGAAUCUCUUGAGGGCAUAUUUCGUAAAUUUUAAAUUUUAUCACGGCGCUUUUUUCUCCUCCCCUCUUUUUAAUAGUUAAUGCAGCAUUCUUGUGCCCUUUUCCCCAACCAAAUCUCUGCGGCUCCCUCAAAACCCUAGCGCUCGUUAGUCCUCUAACGUUGCUCAUUCCCCAUUCACAUGGCAUCGAGAGACCAAAUUCUGUCCCUUAUUGCUGCUGUGAACAAUCGUGGCAAUUUGACGGUGAAACUUGCUUAUCUCAAGCGAGCUAAGCAUGCUUUACUCUGUGUUGACCCUUCUUUGGCUUCCAAUCUCUUCCGACAUUUGGCCAAGCUCCGGUGUUCGCCGGACAGCCUUAUCCGAAAAUCUCUUAUCGAGACUAUUGAAGAACUUGGACUGAAAAUGUUGGAGCAUUCUUGUGUGUUAAUGCCGGUAUUACUGGCAUUUUUAAGAGAUGUUGACUCCAUGGUUGCUAAGCAAUCUAUAAUCAGCGGUACCAAAAUUUUUUGCAGAGUUCUGGAGGAGAUGACAGUGCAGCUAAAUAUCCGUGGCAAAAUUGAGAGAUGGCUUGAAGAUAUGUGGCUGUCCAUGCUCAAGUUCAGAGAGAACAUUGUUACCACGGCAAUGGAGCCUGGCUGUAUUAGUACAAGAUUGUUGGCAUUGAAAUUUUUGGAGAGAUAUGUCUUACUUUUCACACCCGACAACAAUGAAUUGGGAAAACCUCUGCCCGAAGGUGGACAGGUGUUUAAUGUGUCACGGCUCUCUGGGAGUCACUCUAUUAUUGAUCCUGUUUUGCUCAUGUCAGAAGCAGGGAUGAUUCUUGACUACUUACUGGAUAUGUUGUCCAUGGCCAGUGGUCUACCGGGUUGUCUGGCAAUUGCGGUUAUAAAUUGUCUGGCAUCCAUAGGAAGAAAGAGGCCACAACACUUCAGCACUGUCUUCGCAGCACUGCUUGCUUUCGAUUCAAACUGUGAAACAGGGAAGAGAUAUCAUGCUGCCAGUGUUCGUUAUUCAUUGAGAACUGCCUUUUUAGGAUUUCUUAGGUGUACUAGUCCCGCCAUUCUUGAGUCUAGAGAGAGACUGCUUGGGACUCUACGAGCAAUGAAUGCAGGGGAUGCGGCCGAGCAAGUAAUUCGGCAAGUGGAGAAGUUAGCUAGAAAUGCUGAGCGAGCAUCACGUGAUGCCCGUUUGGUCAAGGAAGAUCAUUCUUCAAGCCAAAUAUCUGCUCAUGGAAGUUUGAUUAAGAAAAGGCCAAUUUCUCAAGAUGAAGAAAUGUUAGCCCACAAUCUGGAAGUGGCAUCCAAGCGAGGUCGAUAUAUUGCUGAUACCGACUCAACUUUUUCAGGUCAACAAACAGCUGAUUCUGGCCAUGGUUCCACCUCUGCAAAUGGUGUAUCCCCCAAUGUUUCAAUUUUAAAUGGUGAUUUGUCACCUGUGGAACAAAUGAUUGCUAUGAUUGGUGCUUUGCUGGCGGAAGGGGAAAGAGGCGCCGAAUCACUUGAAAUCCUUAUUUCCAAAAUCCAUCCUGAUUUACUAGCUGAUAUUGUGAUAACUAAUAUGAAACACUUGCCUAAGAUUCCUCCACCUUUAACAAGGCUUGGAAAAUCUGAAGUAAUUGGACAAUUAGGUUCUGCAAGUAGUCCAGCACAAGUUGCAGCACCUUCUUUUCUUCCUGCAAGUUCUGUUCCAUCUCCAAUGUCCGCUAUGCAGAUACCAUAUUCCUCUGCUUCUAUUACCAGUGAAUCAUCUCCUGAAGCAUCCAUUGUCAAUAGCGUCUCUGCAGAUUCUAAACGUGAUCCAAGAAGGGAUCCCCGCCGCCAGGAUCCACGAUUAGCAGUGCCUCCUGAAGCUGUAUUACCCACUGUGGUUGACUUUGGAGAUGUGCAAUCUAAAUUAGAUGAUUUUAAUUCGAAUAAGCCGCAGUUAUCUGCAAUGGUGGGUGGUAAAACAGCUUCAUCACCUUUACUAUCUAAAAAGAAAAGUGAUGAUGAGAUUUUGGGAUCAUCUUUGCAUGGUACCAGUGAAUUAAUUCCAAAAGAGGUGGUUCAGGAUGGUUUUCAGGAAACUAAACCUACUGCCGAAGUUGGUCUUUCUUCAGAUGUAGCGUUUUCUUCUGAACAAAUAACUGAGGAUGAUAUAGUGAAAGCAGAGGACAUACAGAUGGAUGAAUCUGAGACACCAUCAAAUGUUGAAUUAGAUCACAGUCCUCCAGCUGUUGCCAACAUGGCAGCCUUUGAGGAGACAGGAAAGGACCUACCUGUUGUUCCAUCCUAUAUUGAGCUUAAUGGAGAACAGGAAGCCAGUGUCAGAAAAUUGUUGUUUGAGCAGAUAAUGGAGUCAUGCAAGCAUCCAAAUGGGAAAGAAUGUGGACGUAUGGGGAUGUCAUUAAUUGCUCGACUUGUUGCUCAGAGUGCUGCUGCUGAUGAUUUAGUUGAGAUGCUGAAGAACCACAUCCUUGAGGAUUACCAAUUACAAAAGGGACAUGAGCUUGUGUUGGAAGUCCUCUAUUAUCUAUAUUCGAUAUCUGGAUCUGAUUCGGCUGAAAGCUCCGCAUGUGCUGUCACAUAUGAAAAAUUUCUCUUGGAAAUGGCUGAAUCUUUGCUACUCAAGUUUCCAGCUUCUGACAAGUCAUUGAGUAGACUUCUUGGUGAAGCUCCAGUUUUGCCCAGUUCUGUCUUGAAACUUUUAGAUGAUCUCUGCAAUUCUGACAUUUCUGAUUACCAUGGAAAAAGUCUGCGUGAUGCUGAUCGUGUCACCCAGGGCCUUGGUGCUGUGUGGAGUUUGAUUUUGGGCCGUUCUCAUUACAGGCAAUCCUGCUUGGAUAUAGCUUUGAAGUGUGCUCUUCAUUCACAAGAGGAAAUCCGAGCUAAAGCUAUUCGUCUGGUGGCUAACAAACUCUUUCAGCUGAGUUAUGUUGCUGAGACUAUUGAGCAUUUUGCAAAAAGUAUGUUAUUCUCAGCUGUUAAUCAGAAUGCUUCAGAUGUUGAGGCUUGCCAACCUGGCUUGAAUGAACAGCUGGAUGAAGGGAAGAUUGGAAGCCAGAAUACUUCCAGCAGUGGUUCUCAAGUUCCAUUUUCAGAGGCUGCGACUUUUGAAAGUGAAUCUAUAGGUGGCGCACAACCUCUGGCCCAGGGCAUCUCUUCUUUAUCUUUGUCUGAAGCUCAACGACUCAUUUCUUUGUUUUUUGCUUUGUGUAUGAAGAAACCUAGCCUACUUCGCCUUGUGUUUGAUGCUUAUGGUCAAGCACCGAGACCUGUAAAGCAGGCUGUGCAUCGCCAUAUCCCUGUUCUUAUACGGGCUUUAGGGUCAUCUUAUUCUGAAUUGCUGCAAAUAAUAUCAGAUCCGCCUCAAGGAAGUGAAAAUCUUUUGAUGCUGGUGCUCCAAAUAUUGACCGAGGAAACAGUACCUUCUCCAGAUCUGAUAACCACUGUCAAACACUUAUAUGAAACUAAGCUGAAGGAUGUUUCAAUCCUUAUCCCAAUGUUACCCUCAUUUUCCAAAAGCGAGGUUUUACCCAUCUUCCCUCAAAUGGUGAACCUUCCUCCGGAUAAGUUCCAAAAGGCACUUGCCCACAUAUUACAGGGUUCUGCUCAUACUGGUCCUGCUUUGACGCCGGCAGAAGUGUUGGUUGCCAUACAUGACAUUGUUCCUGAGAAGGAUGGUGUUCUGCUGAAAAAGGUGAUGGAUGCUUGCUCGACUUGUUUUGAGCAGCGGACGGUUUUUACCCAGCAGGUGCUAGCAAAGGCCUUAAACCAGAUGGUUGAUCGAACUCCAUUGCCUCUUCUGUUCAUGAGAACAGUCAUUCAGGCCAUUGAUGCAUUUCCUGCUCUGGUUGACUUUGUAAUGGAGAUUCUCUCCAAACUGGUUAGUAAGCAGAUUUGGAAGAUGCCUAAGCUUUGGGUGGGCUUCUUGAAAUGCGUAUCCCAGACGCAGCCACAUUCUUUCGGCGUAUUGUUGCAGUUGCCCCCGCCGCAACUUGAGAGUUCUUUAAAUAAAUAUACCUCCUUGAGAGGGCCUCUUACUGCUUUUGCAAGUCAACCAAAUAUUAGAGCUUCGCUACCCAGGACGACUCUAUCGGUUCUUGGCCUCACAAGUGAAACUCAUGUCCAGCAACCGCAUGUUGCAUCUUCCCUGGCCUCGGGCGCAAGCUCUUCGGUCCAUGGAACGACGAUGACAUGAUAUCACAAACACAUGGCUUGAUAGAUUGAUCAAACUGUGCUAUACGGCAGCAGAUGGGGAUGAGGAGGAUGGCAAAUUUGGUUCUUCGAAAUUUUUUGAGUGGAAGAUGUAAAUUGGCGGCUCGUUAUGGUGGCUGUUGGCCUUGUUAAAAUUGAAGGGGUCACUUCAGCUCUGCUUCCAUUAUGUUCUCCGGGAGGGAUUGCCGUUUAAGUGAGAUCCCUCCGCUGCUGCCGACGCCGCUGCUGCUCCUCCGGAAAUGUACAUUAGUUGUAUAUUUCAUCGUAGUUCCGGUGAUCCAGUUCCCAUCGGAUAGGCUCUGAAUUUUUUGUUCUUAUCAUUGUAUUAUAAGAAAUAAUUGAUUCGAAAAGUUGCCGACAAAAAGCUAAAAAAAAAAAUAGGAAAUAGCGCACUAGAUUAGCAUUUUACCAUUUACAGCAAUAUAAAACUUUUCAUCAUCUAA
Molecule: messenger RNA, 7714 nt
Organism: Eucalyptus grandis
Lineage: Eukaryota; Viridiplantae; Streptophyta; Magnoliopsida; Myrtales; Myrtaceae
Exons: 27
Coding region: 3256-7254 (1332 amino acids)
Source: RefSeq, a predicted model, not a curated record